AAUUCCAAAACUUGCCAAUUGCACUUUAAAAGCCAAAGAGCUCAGAACACUUGCAAUCACGUCGACUCUUUAAUCAUCCACAGUGAUUGAUCAACAAUUGGAGAUUUCUCAUUAUAUUUAUUGUAGCAAGUUCUUGUAUUUGGAGCAUUUUGAAUACAAAUAAACAAAGGUGCUGACACUUUGACCCUUGUACUCGUAAACAUCCGAAUUUUCUGCCUGGGCCCAAGAUAUGUUUUUGUAACAGCAACCAGCAUUUGUAAACCUUAAAGGCACAACGCGUUUCAAAACACACAACCACAGCUCCGAAACAACGACACAGAUAUCUACAACUUCAAGAGGCAAGGAACAAGAAACCAAACUUCCAGUAGAGGAGCCAUGAUACGCGAAAUAUUGAUCCUCGUUGUUUUGUUUGUCCAAAGCCAAUGCAAUUAUUUUCGCCUGUUUGAUUUUACGAUGAUCGAAACGGCAAAUAAGCAAAAAGAUUGGGAAUUGGACGGCUCUGGGAUGGAGAUCAAAGAAUGGCCAUCUUUCGACGAUCCAACUCAAAUUUGUGACGGGAGUAGUGAUCAAGAAAUUGAUAUUACUUUCACGGAUACGACUGGAUGCUUCAGGUUUCUAACACCUGGUUUCAAUGUUAGCGGCUACCCAAAUGGGGCAAACGGACCCUACACUUGCGAAUAUAUGAAUUCGUUUGGUAGGGUUGAUGUCUCUGGAAUAGUCACAAUUUUGGAAGAAGGAUUCGAGUUCGAAGGCCAAACUAAUGAUGGUCGAUGCCUCGAUCGCCUUGUAAUUCGUCCAGUUAACAAAGCCCCAUUGACAGGACAAGACCCGGAUCCCGAUGAUGUAGGCGUCGAAAAUACCCAAGUUCAAUUCUGCGGAACAAUCUCGUCGGACAAAGCGCGAACGUUCAAUAACCGUUUUCUUAUAAUCACCUUGAGGUCCACUCGAGGAGACAACGGCAAUGGUGCGGAAAUUACCUUGUGUUUUGAUUGAAGAGAGAAGUGUGCCAAAUUUGCUGUUAUAGUUUAGUUUGUUUCAGGUUUGGAAAUAAAAUUUUGCCUUGAAAAUAUGA
Tigriopus californicus is the source of this 1072-nucleotide messenger RNA. RefSeq lists its product as uncharacterized. The transcript has 4 exons. The record is from RefSeq and is a predicted model, not a curated record. Lineage: Eukaryota; Metazoa; Arthropoda; Copepoda; Harpacticoida; Harpacticidae. Bases 376 to 993 code for a protein of 205 amino acids.